UUUCGGGAGUGGCCUACCUACUUUGACACUUCUUCAACCUCUCCCUUUGAAUUUUUCUUACCCUCUCUCUCUCUAGUCUUCAUCAACUCCUCUAUCUUUCUCUCUCCUCAUUGUCUUUCAUAUCAACUGCAGAAAAGCAAAAUCAAGCGAGGAGAAAGAAGAAAGAGAGAUGUGUCCGUUAAGGCUGAUCCUCAUAUUCUUGUCGGCUACUCUAGCUGGCUUCUUUGUCCUCAAGAAGCUCAACACUUCCUACGACGAUCCUCUCGCCGACCCUCUCGCCGAAGCUGAUCCCGUCGACGCUGACUCUGACUCUGACUCCAAAUUCUCUAAGGUGGGAAUGGCAAUGAAGUCUGGAUUUUGGACAUGCGUUGACAUGGCAAGUGGCCGCUAUCUCUGGAACCAUCUCUGUUCCAAUUCCGACAAGUCGUCUUGAGUUCUCUUACUCUCUCUCUGUCUCUAUCUCCAUUGUCUGUAAUUGUCUAAUUGUUGCAAUGGACAACAACUAAAUCGCAUAUUGUCACUGUACUAUAUUACAGAUCUCGUCUUCACCAUUAAAUUUUCAAUAAAGACGAGUCUUUUAUCAGUU
Messenger RNA from Brassica rapa (field mustard), 586 nucleotides. RefSeq lists its product as uncharacterized. The record is from RefSeq and is a predicted model, not a curated record. Lineage: Eukaryota; Viridiplantae; Streptophyta; Magnoliopsida; Brassicales; Brassicaceae.